AUGACUUGCGGAUCUGGAUUCUGCGGCCGCACCUUCAGCUGCGCCUCGGCCUGCGGGCCCCGGCCCGGCCGCUGCUGCAUCACCGCCGCCCCCUACCGCGGCGUCUCCUGCUACCGCGGCCUCACCGGCGGCUUCGGAAGCCACAGCGUCUGCGGCGGCUUCCGCGCCGGCUCCUGCGGCCGCACCUUCGGCUACCGCUCCGGCGGCGUGUGCGGCCCCAGCCCGCCCUGCAUCACCAGCGUGUCCGUCAACGAGAGCCUCCUCACGCCCCUCAACCUGGAGAUCGACCCCAAUGCGCAGUGCGUGAAGCACGAGGAGAAGGAGCAGAUCAAGUGUCUCAACAGCAGGUUCGCUGCCUUCAUCGACAAGGUGCGCUUCCUGGAGCAGCAGAACAAGCUUCUGGAGACCAAGUGGCAGUUCUACCAGAACCGCAAGUGCUGCGAGAGCAACCUGGAGCCCCUGUUCGAGGGCUACAUCGAGACGCUGAGGCGGGAGGCCGAGUGCGUGGAGGCCGACAGCGGGAGGCUGGCCUCGGAGCUCAACCACGUGCAGGAGGUGCUGGAGGGCUACAAGAAGAAGUAUGAGGAGGAAGUCUCUCUGAGAGCAACAGCUGAGAAUGAAUUUGUGGCUCUGAAGAAGGUGAUUGAUGUGGACUGUGCCUACCUCCGCAAGUCAGAUCUGGAGGCCAACGCGGAGGCCCUGAUCGAGGAGAUCGACUUCCUGCGGCGCCUGUAUGAGGAGGAGAUCCGCGUUCUCCACGCCCACAUCUCAGACACCUCGGUCAUCGUCAAGAUGGACAACAGCCGGGACCUGAACAUGGACUGCAUUGUGGCCGAGAUCAAGGCUCAGUACGACGACAUCGCCAGCCGCAGCCGGGCUGAGGCCGAGUCCUGGUACCGCAGCAAGUGCGAGGAGAUGAAGGCCACGGUGAUCCGGCACGGGGAGACCCUGCGCCGCACCAAGGAGGAGAUCAACGAGCUGAACCGCAUGAUCCAGAGGCUGACCGCCGAGGUCGAGAAUGCCAAGUGUCAGAACACCAAGCUGGAGACCGCGGUGACCCAGGCUGAGCAGCAGGGCGAGGCGGCCCUGAGCGACGCCCGCUGCAAGCUGGCCGAGCUGGAGGCCGCCCUGCAGAAGGCCAAGCAGGACAUGGCCUGCCUGGUCAAGGAGUACCAGGAGGUGAUGAACUCCAAGCUGGGCCUGGACAUCGAGAUCGCCACCUACAGGCGGCUGCUGGAGGGCGAGGAGCAGAGGCUGUGCGAGGGCGUCGGCGCUGUGAAUGUCUGUGUCAGCAGCUCCCGCGGUGGCGUCGUCUGUGGCGAUCUCUGCGCCUCAGGUGCUGCCCCUGCUGUCACCAGCCGCGUCUGCAGCGCCCCCUGCAGCGGUAACGUGGUGGUGGGCACCAACUCGUGCGGGGCUUGCAGUGUGGGCUGUAAGAAGUGCUAAGA
Molecule: messenger RNA, 1448 nt
Organism: Panthera uncia (snow leopard)
Lineage: Eukaryota; Metazoa; Chordata; Mammalia; Carnivora; Felidae
Product: keratin, type II cuticular Hb6
Exons: 10
Coding region: 1-1446 (481 amino acids)
Biological process (GO): keratinization; intermediate filament organization
Cellular component (GO): keratin filament
Molecular function (GO): structural constituent of skin epidermis
Source: RefSeq, a predicted model, not a curated record